AUGUCAAUAGACAGCAAGCGUGUGAUGGAAGCAGGUAGCUUCAGCAGUUCGGCAAGCUGCGGGCCCAUGCGCGUUGGGGCGCUGUCGGUGCGCGGCGCCGGUCGCGGUGGCUGGCGCGGCGGCUGGCGCGGCGCGCGAGGUGCGCACGGCGUGGCUGCGGCGUUGCUUUGUCCACGUUGUGGUGGUCAGUAUACUGAUGUAGGUUCAUGUCCAGCUAUUUCGGUGAAAUGCUAUGUGUGCGGUAACUACGGCCAUUACGUUAGGAUGUGCAAAUGUAAAAAUAGUGUAAAAAAAUGUAUGAAAUAG
Messenger RNA from Parnassius apollo (apollo), 306 nucleotides. The record is from the annotation of a GenBank genome assembly. NCBI's taxonomy places the organism in Eukaryota, Metazoa, Arthropoda, Insecta, Lepidoptera, Papilionidae.